Molecule: messenger RNA, 4305 nt
Organism: Homo sapiens (human)
Lineage: Eukaryota; Metazoa; Chordata; Mammalia; Primates; Hominidae
Gene: GOLGA6L9
Product: golgin A6 family like 9
Source: RefSeq, marked validated
CCUCUCCCCUCUCUCUGAGUGGGCGGGGACAGCGGUUGCAUGGGCAGCUUUCCUUAUGAUGCUACAGGUCCCUCUGGACAUGCUGCGCCUGGCCACGCCUCCUUUCCCUUUCAUCUUUCUCACUGACCAAUGGGCUUGGAACAUUAAGGCCACGCCCCUAUUCUGCGUUCCAUUGGUGCCCUGGUUACGCCACCUGUGGCUCAGUUGCACAGCUGCCUGGUAGGUGACUGGAGGCAUUGAGCAGUGCUCACUGGUAUUUCGCUGAUGUGGCCCCAACCCCGCCUCCCUCCCCACCCCGCGAUGUCAGAAAAAACACAACAGGGGAAAUUGGCCGCAGCCAAGAAAAAGUUAAAAGCAUAUUGGCAGAGGAAGAGCCCUGGCAUUCCAGCAGGAGCUAACAGGAAAAAGAAAGUCAAUGGCAGUAGCCCUGACACAGCCACUUCUGGUGGUUACCACUCACCUGGGGAUUCAGCAACAGGUAUCUACGGGGAGGGCCGUGCAUCCUCUACUACCCUGCAGGAUCUGGAGAGCCAGUACCAAGAACUAGCAGUAGCCCUGGAUUCAAGCUCCGCAAUAAUCAGUCAACUCACUGAAAACAUCAAUUCACUGGUUCGCACAUCUAAGGAGGAGAAGAAGCAUGAGAUACAUCUGGUACAGAAGCUUGGGAGGAGCUUGUUCAAACUCAAAAACCAGACGGCUGAACCCCUGGCCCCACAGCCCCCAGCAGGGCCAUCUAAGGUGGAGCAGCUACAAGAUGAGACCAACCACCUAAGGAAGGAGCUAGAGAGUGUGGGAAGACAGCUCCAGGCUGAGGUGGAAAACAAUCAGAUGUUGAGUCUCCUGAACAGGAGACAGGAGGAGAGGCUACGUGAACAGGAGGAGAGGCUACGUGAACAGGAGGAGAGGCUGUGUGAACAGGAGGAGAGGCUGUGUGAACAGGAGGAGAGGCUACGUGAACAGGAGGAGAGGCUGUGUGAACAGGAGAAGCUGCCAGGGCAGGAGAGGCUGCUGGAAGAGGUGGAGAAGCUGUUAAAACAGGAGAGGCGGCAGGAGGAGCAGGAGAGGCUGCUGGAGAGGGAGAGGCUGCUGGACGAGGUGGAGGAGCUCCUGGAGCAGGAGAGGCUUCGGCAACAGGAUGAGAGGCUGUGGCAGCAGGAGACUCUGCGGGAGCUGGAGAGGUUGCGGGAGCUGGAGAGGAUGCUGGAGCUGGGGUGGGAAGCCCUGUACGAGCAGCGGGCCGAGCCACGCAGCGGCUUCGAGGAGCUGAACAACGAGAACAAGAGCACACUGCAGUUGGAGCAGCAAGUAAAGGAGCUGGAGAAGUCGGGUGGAGCUGAAGAGCCAAGAGGCUCCGAGUCUGCAGCAGCAGCCAGACCAGUACCUGGAGCCCCAGUCCCACAAGGAGCUUGGAUGUGCGGACAAGCAGGGUGGACUCCCCAGGAGCACCCAGGCUUGAGUGGAGAAGCUGUUGGUACAGGAGAGGCGGCAGGAGGAGCAGGAGAGGCUGCAUGCCAUUCUUUUCGGGCUGCCGAGAACAGGGAGCUAAACAUCACCAUCAUCUAAGAGCGGGUCAAGAAAUUGAAAAAAAAAAACAAAACAUUUAAGGGGUUAAUAUCCUACACAAUUCAUUUACUUCAUUUGAAUGUUAGAGCCACUUAUGUUUGUGUUUCUAAUUUAUAGUUUAAAUUUAUUUGUGUUUCUAAUUUAUAGUUUAAAUUUAUUUGUUUCUAAUUUAUAGUUUAAAUUUAUUUGUGUUUCUAAUUUAUAGUUUAAAUUUAUUUGUGUUUCUAAUUUAUAAUUUAAAUUUAUUUGUAAAAAGUUAAAUGAGAGUGGGUCUUUCUCUCAUGUUCACUCUGGCAUCUUUUAGCAUUUUUUUAAUUUGAUAAUUAUAGGACGUUAGCAUGCAUAUCGAGUUUGCCCUUAUGUGGUGGGAGUUCAAACACACAAAGACCCACUGUAUGCACACAACUGUUCUUGCUGGUUUGGGAUAGGCUGCCAUGCUUUUUUAAUGUUAGUACAGCCUGUAUAUUCAUUACGGAAUUCAGAUAAAAUUUCCUUAUGUUCUGCUGUUAUGUUUGAUCGAAUCCUAAUCACAGUGAGCUCUUCAUUAGCUCAAUAUGUGGUUUGCCCUCUGGAAACAGCCUUUCCCCCUUUUUCUGUGUAUUGGGGAUGGGAGUAAUAACAUUUUGGGGAGGUUUUUAAAUCUCCCAGAAGAGGAAAGUGGCCUGCUUUGGCAGGUGUGUGCAGGAUAGAAUAUGUUUCAUUUGUUCCGGUGCCAAGAAUGAGCGCUGUACUACGGUAGUUCCCUUAGGAUUUGUAUGUGCUCUAGGCUCAUGAAGAUACUGCCUCAUGAGCUGUGGCAGUUGUACUCUUUUUUGAUGACCUGAAAAGGGAUUAUUUCUGAGGAAUGAAAGGCUCCCAUCAUGACUGUGGAUGUGGAAAACCUUUUCUAGCUGAGAGCAUUUAUAUCUACAAUACAUUUUAAAGUCAGAGUUCAUGUUCCCUGUUUUAAUCACAUGACUACAUGUCCCAGUACACAAAAGGGCACUGGUUGGCGUUCUCCUUAAUGUAUUUAGUAAAGAUCAGAAGAAAUCCUUUAAGAGUUUAAAUGCCCCUGGAACAGGCAUAUACAGGCUCUAGUCAAGAAUGAAUUCGAGUGAAGGAAAGCUGUGUGACACCUGGCAUUCCUCUGUGUUCAUGGAGCUUAUUUGAGGCUAGAAGAUGGAUUUUACCAUCUAGACCUCUCUGGCUAAUAGCUAGUCUUCAACCAUCUGACAUAGGAAUUUACUUCUUUUCCUUGAAUGGAGAACACUUUAAAAAUAAUAACAAACAUUAUUAUAAACUAAUAUAUGUGAGAGUACUUAGUUGAAACAAAAAGGAGUUUUAGUAGACAGUAUUAUACUACAUUUGAAAAUCAAGGAGCAGUUUAUGCAACGUAAAACGUUUACAAACUGCAGCACAAUCUACUGUUCGUGAAUGUCAAAGUGUCAUGAGGAAAGUGUCUAUACAAUCACAGAGUUAUAUUUCCUCACAAAGUUCUUUACAAAGAGUGAAAUAUGUUUUUAUACCUCUCAGUUUCAGUUAGAGGCAUAUUUUGUGUAAUAUUUAUGGCUUAAAAUGGACUAAAGGUCCUGUUCUUGCCUUGUCUGAACUUGCCGCUUUUGCAUUCUUUGAGUUCAGUUUAAAGACAGUUACUUUAAGCCCAUUUUAAACCCUCAGGCUAGAAAUCGUACCACUGUUAAUUAGCCACAUUAUUUGGUCUAACAGUUUAUCAUUCUGAAACUGAGCUUACCUAAUACAUUGAUAAAUUAUUUCAAAGGUAUUUUUAUAGUUCAAAUCGCUUCACUUUUACCCUGACACGUAUAAAUGACUAGGAAUGACCUUCAGAUAGCGUUUAGCAACUGUAACCAAUCUGACAAUAAUGUGUUCAUCAGGUACCUGUGGAUUAAAUCACAUACUGGCAUAUUUAAGCUGAAUGUCAGUCUGAAAAAUAAAUGUACUAUAUUAACUCAAAUACCACUCUCUGUGUAGGUAUUUUGUCAUAUGUUUAAGAAAAAGCUAAAGAGAAUGGAAAUCCUAUGACAAUAACUAUGACAAUAACUAUGACAAGUCUUUCUUCAAAGUGCAUGCAGUCUUUUGCAGUACCUCAUUCAGCCAAGUAUUUGUUCUCUACCUCAUUCAGUAUAAGGCAGCCUUUAAUUUGCUUAGAAGGCAACAUUAGAAGGUUAGAGUUCAGCAGGAACAUAGAAUUUUAAAAUGUGACUUCAACUGAAUAAAUUUGAAUUUCUGUAGGGAGUAAAGAAUCAAAACACCUAUUUAAAGACUGCAAAAUAUGAUAAUUAUUUUUAAAGUAAUUGAUUAAACCUGGUAGGUUUUCCCAAAAUGAAAAACAAUCAGUUCUAAAACCAAAGCUGAUUUUUAGAAAAUGUGAAAAUGUAAAUCAACCCUAUCCAUAAUAGAUUCUCUAAAACUUUAUCUUACAGUCACUUUCAAAUAACUAUUCAAAAAUGUAACUGCUAUAUUAACGUCUUAAAAUAAUUUAAAACAUUUUAAAAUAUGAAUACUGUAGUUUAAAACAAAGAAUCUAGGGGAAGGAAAAGUAGACAAAGAAAUGCCAAUUCCAGUCCAAAGCUGUAUUUGCCAAGUUUUCUUAGAAUGACUUUUACCGAUUUAUGAAUUCUUAUACACAGAAUGCAUAAUGGAAAUACUGAUUUUUGUCUAAAGUGGCAUUAUUGACUGCUGCUGUGAUGCUACUAUAAUGUAAUACAUUAUUAAAUUGUUUCAAGGUGCUGUUUUGCCUAAAAA